This is a messenger RNA of Phycomyces blakesleeanus NRRL 1555(-), 330 nucleotides long. RefSeq lists its product as hypothetical. NCBI's taxonomy places the organism in Eukaryota, Fungi, Mucoromycota, Mucoromycetes, Mucorales, Phycomycetaceae. The coding region runs from base 1 to 330 and encodes 109 amino acids. The record is from RefSeq and is a predicted model, not a curated record. The transcript has 3 exons.
AUGGCAAUUUUUGCUAUAUUCUUAUACAUCUUAAAGCCUACCACCCACACAAUCUUUGCUGCCGACUAUGCCAUGGCUUGCAAAGUUCAGACAAGUUCUGCCACCCAUAUAGCAGCACUCAAGCGCCAAAUAUAUACCAAUCCAAAUUCUUUAAAGCUUGGAAGUAUUGUAAUACGAAGAGACUGUGUUUCGGAGGGUCGUUUUGCAAGACAAAGACAUGACAAGAAGAUAAAUAAUAAUAUAAAACUUCCGACUAAGUUAUCGCCAGGUUUCCACAAGAUGUCUGUUUGGAAAAAAGAAAUGUUUUUAUCAUGUUUCUGUACUGUAUAA